AUGGCACCCACCUCGAGCCGGGUCUGUUUCUAUGGUUAUCAGGAUCCGCUGAUCGACGAUGUGGAGAUCAUGGUGGAGCGGGCCAUCGAGCACAAUGCCCGAAAUGCAUUGAUCACAGUCCCGUUAGAAUCCAACUACAAUCGUCCCGACCAUCAGCAGCCGGGCGGUCACUUAUACUACCAGCCUGAUAUAUUUUCCAGUCGGCUCUGGCUGCCCGGCAGCCAGUUGAAAAUUGGCUUCCUGGCAGGAACCGACUGGCAGCGAGAUCAGGUCAAAAGAUACGCUCCCCAGUGGACCCAGUACGGAAACAUCAGCUUCAUCUUUCUUACGGAUACCGAUAUGGCAUCAAUAACGCCCGAUAUCCUCGUCGGUUUCGAUUCCUCAAAGGGGUCAUGGGCCUGUCGGGGAACCGAUUGUCGAUAUUUCAGCUCCAGGGGACAUGUGUCCGUGAAUCUGGGAUGUAUUCUCCAGCAAAGGUCUCAGGUAGACAACGCUGCCACCGUCUUGCACCAAUUUGGACAUGUUCUUGGCUUGGUCCAUGAACACGCAAGUACCCGGACAUUGAUUCCAUUGAUCGAAGAACGCGUCCAUGAGGAUCUUGGCAGUCCGCCCAGCAACUGGGACGAGGCCCUGAUAGAGCGGAUCUGUCCCACGCACCAUGACCAUUCGAGCGUUCAAAAGCCAGCUUUCGACAGUUGUUCCAUCAUGUUGAAGUACUAUCCCCAUACUUGGGUGAAGCAUGGCCACUGCCCUAGAUUCAACAUCGCUAUCUCAGAACUUGAUAAAGACUACAUCAGAUUCUACUAUCCCCACCAGAAUCCAGGGAUUGGAAACUUUAAUACCCUAGAGUUGACCCGAAAUAUCACACACCUGCCACUCUAUACAAAAGAAAUAUCCUUCCAACAAAAAGAUCAAUAUCUUCACGGUAUCAUCGUCGGUUUACAUUGGUUUGAUACUGAAAGCUCCUGCACCCUACGGAUCAGGGUCAAGGCAGUCGUGAAGGAUCAGCAGACGUUGACCCCAAGCAUCAGUACCUGGGCUGACUCGGCAAUUUAUUCUGCGGGAAUAAGUUGGCUGGGGGUGGGACCGAAACUUGGAUUCCUGCAGCAUGGAAUAUGCACAGCCGAGCUUACGGCUGCGAGUCCCCGUCCAGUAAACCCCACACUUGUUGAAUUCUCGACACCCUUCCGCACGCCGCCAAAAGUGAUAUGCUUUCUGCAAGACAUCGACAUGGAUUCUAACGAUAAUUGGCGCAUUAAAGCAUACCCAUCCGACAUCACACCACAAAGCUUCAAGAUCAACAUUGACCCAGGGGCAGGGACUAUUCUCCACGAAGCAAGCGUCGGUUGGCUGGCGUAUCCGGCCGAAACUGUAGGGGUUGCAAGCGGCCGAAUCGAUACGAAUGAUCUGAGGUCCUGGAACGAUACUCAGCAACACAAUGCUUCAUGUACAUCAUUCAGCAAGCCCUUUUCAAAAAUUCCCAAUGUGUUCGUGGUUCUUGAUUCUUUUGACUACGAUGGGGAUCAGAACCCACGCCUUCGAGUGAGUACUUCACUGGUAACGCCGGAUGGAUUCAACUGGAGUUUGCAAUCCUGGGCGGACUCGAUUAUGUAUCAAGCCGGGGCGAGUUGGUUUGCAUGGGAGGACUGA
Molecule: messenger RNA, 1650 nt
Organism: Aspergillus wentii DTO 134E9
Lineage: Eukaryota; Fungi; Ascomycota; Eurotiomycetes; Eurotiales; Aspergillaceae
Exons: 1
Coding region: 1-1650 (549 amino acids)
Biological process (GO): cell-cell adhesion
Cellular component (GO): phagocytic vesicle; cell surface; protein complex involved in cell adhesion
Molecular function (GO): polysaccharide binding; metallopeptidase activity; N-acetylgalactosamine binding
Source: RefSeq, a predicted model, not a curated record